AUGGUCACAAGCAUCCUCGCGCGGCCUCUAUGGCGGCAGCAGGCCCCUCUCCUCCGAGUCGGCACUCUACACCAGAAAUCCUUCAUCUUUCAGCGGCAACCCUUUUCCUCCUACUUUGUCACCCCCAAAGAAGUCAACGAGGCACUUAGUAAGAAUGCUCCCACAGCUAUAUCUACGGAUCCGAAAGUCGUCCCGAUCUGUGCAGCCUGGUUCAUGCCGAACGACCCUGAGAAGAGGACCGGCCUUGAGGUUUUCAAGAAGAAGAGAAUACCGACAGCGAGGUUCUUUGACAUUGACGAGAUAAAGGACAAGGAGUCUGAGUAUCCGCACAUGCUCCCUACAUGUGACGAAUUUGCCGAUGCUAUGUCCAAGCUCGGUGUCAGGAAGCAUGAUGAGCUGGUCAUCUACGACACUGAAGAGCUAGGAUUGUUCUCGGCGCCUCGAGUUGCGUGGACGAUGCGCGUCUUUGGUCACCCAAAGGUCCACGUACUCAACAAUUUCCGUCUCUGGGUCAAGGAAGGCUAUCCUGUCGAGACUGGACCACCUCAGGUUCCGAACAUCACUAAAUACCCAGUGCCCAGCUACAACACCGAUAUGGUUGUAAAGUUCGCCGAAAUGAAGACGAUUGGCUACGAUUAUGGAAAAGAAGGCGCCGAGGAGAUCCAGAUUUUAGACGCCCGGUCAAAGGGCAGAUGGGAAGGGACUGACCCAGAGCCUCGACCUGGUCUCAAGUCAGGACAUAUGCCAGGCUCCACAAGCCUCCCGUUCAAUGAGCUCCUUGACCCGGAAACAAAGGCAUUACUUCCUAAAGAAGAAUUGAUCAAAAUCUUCGAAGCUAAGGACAUUGAUUCCAAGAAGCCGAUCAUCACCAGCUGUGGCACCGGAGUCACUGCAGCCAUCAUUGAAGCUGCUCUCAAGGAGGCGGACUUUGGAACAGAGAAUGACCGAAGGCUCUAUGAUGGCAGCUGGACGGAAUGGGCCUUGCGCGUCUCGCCAACGAGUGGCCUCAUCCAAUCCAGCAAGACUUCAAAAUGA
This is a messenger RNA of Exophiala spinifera, 1035 nucleotides long. RefSeq lists its product as uncharacterized. The transcript is spliced from 2 exons. Gene Ontology annotation, biological process: transsulfuration. NCBI's taxonomy places the organism in Eukaryota, Fungi, Ascomycota, Eurotiomycetes, Chaetothyriales, Herpotrichiellaceae. Gene Ontology annotation, cellular component: mitochondrion. The coding region runs from base 1 to 1035 and encodes 344 amino acids. The record is from RefSeq and is a predicted model, not a curated record. Gene Ontology annotation, molecular function: thiosulfate-cyanide sulfurtransferase activity.